This is a messenger RNA of Cimex lectularius (bed bug), 1965 nucleotides long. RefSeq lists its product as uncharacterized. The transcript has 2 exons. The record is from RefSeq and is a predicted model, not a curated record. Lineage: Eukaryota; Metazoa; Arthropoda; Insecta; Hemiptera; Cimicidae. Bases 609 to 1793 code for a protein of 394 amino acids. Gene Ontology annotation, cellular component: extrinsic component of mitochondrial inner membrane.
UUAAUUAAUUGAAAGAUAUUAGAUAAUGAUAGAUUAGACCAGAUUGACCAGUUAGUCAAGCGGACCACGAAAACUAGUGCAUUUAAUAAUUGAUAACCAGUCUACUGAUCAAUAGGAAUUUUACGGAGAUUUAGAACUCUAUAGUGUACACGUACUGGUACAACCCUGGCCUCUUCAAAUUAAUCAGAACCUGAGAUAUAAAAUAAAACGUUUGGGCAAUUUUAGUUGAUUUCAUGCUGUUUGUUUACACUUAUAAUAAUGUAAAAACCAAAUAUUGCUGAUUUAGGCUUCAAAUACCACUCGGACAGGAAUCAAAUAUUUUUCGAUCUAAUAUAACCAAACAAAGUUUCAUUCAAAUAGCUUUUCUCGAAGGAACUUAGUUUAUCUUUCUUUCAAAUUUACCUUAUCCAUUACUUCGUACAUUCAUUUGUAACAUCAAUUUCAUUGCAACAUCGAUAUAGACUUUUGUUAAUAGUGAUUCAACUUUUUUCAGCAGCAAACUCAUAGUAAACAACCUAUUAUAAAUCACAACAAAAAACUUUGAACCUAGUUUUUUUUGUUAGAACCUACUGAUCUUUGUACUUACUCUGUCCUGAUAUGUAUUUACGAUGUCAAUAAAGAAGGCUACCGAGUUCAAAAUAUGGUACCGUCCUCAAUUUUGCCACAGUAUUUGUCAUAUAUGCCAGAAAUCCAUCCAAGAAAAUAAACUGAUCUGCCCUUCGUGUCAAAUGGUGUCUUACUGCUGUUCAGAACACCUUGAAGAAGACUUAGACGACCACGAAGAAAUCUGUGAGGCAUUGAAGGAGGCCGGUAGAUUGCUUUCCUCGGAACAUCCCUUGAAAAAGGCCUACCUCCUGGGUCCGGAAGAGCUGAGGAAUUUCAGGUUGGGGCUUGUCGGCUUGUGCUCGAGGUUCUUAGGCCGACCGCUUGCCUCUUGGGAAAUCGAAGUCUGCCUCUUUCCAGCAGUGUGCGCGUCUUGCCAUAAGUUCGAACUAGAUCUUCAAGUAUGUCAAAGUUGUUUCCACACGCGAUGGUGCACCGAGCAACACAGGCCAAAAAAUCACGACCUGUAUUGUGCCGAACUUUCUUUAUUUCGUGAAAUUCUGCAGCGCAAGGUUCACGUCGUUCACCCUCCCAGCUUAGAGGAAGAACCGUCGUGCAUGGAAACGAUGAAAACCGACGACAGAGUGAUAUUCUCCCUCCUCACUGAAGUGGCGUCUUCUCCUCUUUCGAUACUUCAUGUCAUCCCAAAAAAAGAAACCUCCGUCGUCCACGUUAUCGGCCCCGAGCCACAUUUCGAAGCAAACAACCUUGCUAAAUGGGACAUUUUUCUGUUCGAACUUUUGCCCAACACAAAACACCUUCGUUUGAUGUUCGUCGGUCCGGAGAUAGGACCAUUACCUCAGAGGACUAUUUCUCACGACGGAAGGAUUUUAAGCAUAACUUUUCACCAACUUCUAUAUCACGAAUUCAAGGGAGAACGGCCGGAUCUGGUGUGCGCCUUCAACCCUGGAUUGUAUCGCACAGCGGGCUUCGAUGGAAAAGAUACGUGGUCGGCUUCAAUAAAUGAAAUGUUUUCUUUUCCGGGUGUUCCAGUCCUGAUCACAGCGUACACUGUCAAAGAGAUUAAACUGGAUUUCGCAAGAGUUAAACAAUCUGUUAAAGGGAUUAAAAUCGUGAUCGAACCUUCGAUAAACCAUUUCUCGAGCCGACGGCCUCUAAUGAACUUCGUCUCGGACGAAACGUCGCCCGUUGUUUAUAAAAAUGCAUACUUUAUGGUUUUAAAAGUUUAACGUUAAGCUAAAGACACUUCGGUGUUGUCAAAAAAACUAUUUUUUUAUAAUUAUUAACUCAAUUUCUCAUUAAGAUUUUAUCGAAUGCUUUUAGCAUUCUGAGCGUACCAAAGUGUGAGCUAUAUUAGGGUGACUGGCGAUAAGUGUCGAAAAUUUCAGCAAGUAUUUCUAC